Messenger RNA from Syngnathus typhle (broad-nosed pipefish), 5618 nucleotides. It is a transcript of the gene septin3, whose product is annotated as septin 3. The record is from RefSeq and is a predicted model, not a curated record. Gene Ontology annotation, biological process: cytoskeleton-dependent cytokinesis. The coding region runs from base 2275 to 4491 and encodes 738 amino acids. Gene Ontology annotation, molecular function: molecular adaptor activity; GTP binding; GTPase activity. NCBI's taxonomy places the organism in Eukaryota, Metazoa, Chordata, Actinopteri, Syngnathiformes, Syngnathidae. Gene Ontology annotation, cellular component: septin complex; cell division site; septin ring. The transcript is spliced from 14 exons.
UGGGAUCAGAAUAAACCUGAUACAAUUUUGCAGUUAAUGGGCUCAAAUGAAAUUCUAUGAUUGUGGUCUUUUAAGAGGUCAGUAAUAACCUUUUUUUUUUUUUUUUUUUGCCUGAAUUAGCAAAAUUACUGAACCCAUUCCACCACCAUCCCAGGAGUUCUAUUCCAAAACACUGCUGUAGUAAGAGAAAUCCAUAUAUAGACACACCCUGUUUAAAUACUCCCGAGGUAUUUGCUGAACUUCUUUAAAGGUCUUUAAACACACUUAAAAUAAUAUGAACACAUUUCAACGCAAUACAUGGUGAGCACGAGUAAUAGAUAGCAAAAAUAUAAGCAAUGCAAUAAUGCACCAAUUCUUCUGUUUAUAGUAAAUAUUGGUUUUUUCAAACAAACUUAUCUCUCAGUAUACAUCAAUAAUCAUGCCCAAAGAUGUACAUUAUAUAUUCAAUUAUUAUAACAAAUAUUGUUGCUUUCUGUGGCUGUGCUGAAAUGCUUCCUGUUUUUCUUCUUUUAAAUUGAUACAAUUUUCAUAUAAUGUCCUGCCAUCUAUUGGUCAACAGUGGAAUUGCAUCCAAUAUAAACAAGCGUUCAACUAAGUUUCCAACUGCACAAUUUUUUAUUUAUUUUUUAAAUUGCAAUAGCUGCAGUAUGACCUAAUGGUAUUUAAAGGUUACUUGCAACACUCUGUAACAACCAGUGUGUUUUGAGAUGAUCUCCCAUAAUAGGUCUCGGUGGGCACAAGUGUGGAACACAGCCUGGGUGAGUCACGCACACACUGUGCACUGAUGCCAUAUAAAUAGUCCGUUCGAUUCCUGCUGACACAGCUUUUUCACACACUCCCCAGGUGUUAAGGGAACCACUUCUCUUCUGUUGCGUUUGUCUCCUAAUUGCCUCAUUUCUCUCGUUGAUUACAAAAACGCUCAAAUAAUUUGAAGGUGAUUCUUAGCCGUAUGCACGCUUCUUUGUUUCAGGUGGAACAGACUCAUCUUAAAUGUCCGAGUCUUGCAAGUUGGAAUGCUCAACCAGUCUCUAAACUUCCCUUUUCUUGUAUUCUAUUCCGUUUGAAUUGUUUGACACCUUCAGGUAAAGUCCUAGAGUGUUGCCGUCUGAGCUCAGGUGGUUCUCGUGAACCCGCAGUAGAACACGUAUCGCAUUUAUUGUGAUGAAGUAGGGAAUUUAAUUGACGAAUCUGCAAUACAAAUGUUCGCAUUUGGCCCCUCUGCAGUGAGUAGUGAAUUAAAAAGAAGUUCUUUGGCAGCAGCAAUCAUCAUCCAAUUGUGCGGGACACUUUGGGCUAAAUUGAAGAGUGCUGAAACAGUGAAAAUGAAAUCAUAUCUGACACACUGAUGUGUCAUCAUUUUGGUCGAAGGCAUCUUUUCGUUUGCGGCGAUGCCUCCGACUUGAACACUGCUCUAGAUGGAGGGGCUCGUAAAAUGGGAAAUGGGUGAAUUUGUUUUUAUCUCCUCUCGCAGGAAAUAAUCUCACUUCCUUUGCCCUGGUGUGCUGGCUGUGCAUCUCUUUUGGCAGGAUUUGUCUUCCCCCUCACCAGAGACCAGCGGCUUCAUUCUGUGAGUUGCUCUUCAUCCCUUUUAAAAAAAAAUGAGGCGUAACAUUUGGGCCCCGACGGGCCAAGUGUCUUUUUGUCGUCAGCUACAACACUUUGGAGGCUUGAGACUCCCUUCAAACAUUACCAGCUUUCUUUAUAGUGUACUUGUUUUGUUAGGCUCCACUGGGCACUUCAUUAGUUACACAACCUCAUGACAUCCAAGAAUGGAUGUGGGUUGCAUUCUGUAUGAAAUUGAGUCCAGUCGUCUUGAAGCAGUUAAAAUGCCUGCAUUACCGGAUGGUAACCAGCAGAGGUGCUGUUGAGAACGACGAAACUUGGCUACUGGCUACAUCCAGUUAUCUGCCCAACGCAGUAGUGGAAUGGUCUUUAGAGCAUUCAGAUAAAUGGAAAUUUGAAAAACAUCAUAUAUAGUCAAGACAUCUGCCUCACGAUUUUUUGGAAGACUAAAUCAUCCUUAAGUCUAAAUGCGACUGUGAAUGUUUUUUUGGACCAUCAAGGAUUAUAUCUGAAUUGAAUUUAAUUUUUUUCCUCAAUGCUGCUGCUGAGCCUGCUGCCUCCAGCGUGAUGCCGAAAGCCUCCACGCCUUCAUUCACAGUGUCAGACCAGGACAGAGCUCCGAGCGAGGAUGCAAUGUGGGUGUGAAACAACAGUGCAGGCUCAGUGUGCAGGAAUCACGAGAAUGUCACUUGUCCACCCACGACGCCCACUAUGUCUUUCCUUGUCAUGGUGUUGGUCUGCUUCACUCACUCAAGUGUGAUAGGAACCAGACAACAGCCUACAUAUGCAGGUUGCUGUCUAAUCACAUUUCCCCAAGGUAAGAAGCAGCAGGAAAGAAGAAUGAGCGUAUUUGACCGACUGUCACCUUUAAUCCCUCGGCUGUCGGCGUCCUCCAAACAAGCAAAAGAGCAUCCUCAUCUUCCUCAUCCUCCUCAUUCUCCUCAUUCUUCAUCUGCUCUUUUGUUUGCUCCUGUCAAAAGGAAAGGGAUUGACAUCCCUCCGUUUAAACCAAAGGGUGUCAGUUUUGGGUCUGCUUCUUCAUCUUCGUGUCUUGGUCUUCCCACCACAUUACUAGACCAGACUGAGCCCCAAGCCAGGCUUAAUCAGAAAGCGUCCCUGGAUUUUCCCAGUAGAGAUCAUCGUGUUUAUCAGCCUGGAUAUGAGAAAAUGCACUGUGAAAACCAAACAGAUGCAUGGAUGACUCCUGAGGCCUCCAGAACAUGUUGGAGAGAAGAUCCCUUUGACCCUCAACUCAGGUGGCAUUCGAAAGAAGAUACUAAAAGUCCAUCAUCCAACACUUCAGUCAAUGUUGAAUCCAUAGACAAACAGAGAUUCUGGUCCACGCCUUGGACGGAUGUUGAUCUGGAACACAGUUGUCAAUCAAGAGAGAAGCCUCCAACAACGCAGGCUCCCUGGUGGACAUACAGAGGAACAUCAUUUAAGACAUGUCUGGUGCAUCCUGUGCAAACAUCUUCUGGACGGCACAAGGGAAUCUCAUCAGCAAAUGGUAGUGAAGAGCGUGACUUUCAAAAAGGAGCUCAUGAAGCUUGCACCAAACUGCAACAAGAUGCUUUCAACCUUGACAGGCCUUCACCUGAAUGCUCAAAAGAAAUUUGUCUUCCAGGGGAGGAACCAGAGGAUCCCUAUUACGUCAGCAUUUUCUACCCAGAUUCAGUGUAUGAAGCCAUGUCGGACAUAGUUCCUCCAGAAGUGAGACCCAAACCGGCCGUCCCUGCCAAACCCCCUAAUGUGGGUGCUCCCUCUCCAUCCAACCCCUUCCCGCCUCAAGGGCCGGGCAUAGGAGGAGUAGGUGGCGUAUCGGCGGCGCCUCCCAGUGCCAUCCCGGUGCCCAUCGGGAAUCACGGCCCGAGCCACGGGGGCGCUCAUGCCGGUGUCGCCUCUCACGCUGUAGGCCACAAUGUGAGCCACGGUGCGGGUCACGCUGCAGCCCACGUCGGUAGCCAUGGUCACGGCACCUCCAACAGCACCAGCGGCGGGUCCACUCUGCUCGGUUACAUCGGAAUCGACACCAUCAUCGAGCAGAUGAGGAAGAAGACGAUGAAGACGGGCUUUGACUUUAACAUCAUGGUCGUCGGUCACAGCGGUCUGGGCAAGUCGACCCUGUUGAACACCUUGUUUAAGUCGCAGGUGAGCAGGAGGAGUGCAGGAUGGUCCCGUGAUGACAAGAUCCCUAAAACUGUGGAGAUCAAAUCUGUUUCUCACGUUAUCGAGGAGGGCGGCGUGAAAAUGAAGCUUACUGUUGUCGACACGCCUGGAUUUGGGGACCUCAUCAAUAAUGACAACUGCUGGGAGCCCAUUUGCAAGUACAUCAAUGAGCAGUAUGAGAAGUUCCUCAAAGAAGAAGUGAAUAUCACCAGAAAGAAGCGCAUUCCCGAUACCAGAGUGCACUGCUGUCUCUAUUUCAUCUCCCCGACUGGACACUCACUGCGGCAGCUCGACGUGGAGUUCAUGAAGCGCUUGAGUCACUCCGUCAACAUAAUUCCCGUGAUAGCCAAGGCCGACACCAUGACCCCCGAAGAGAGACAGGAAUUCAAACAGCGGGUGAAAAAGGAACUGGAGAUGAACGGCAUCGAGUUUUACCCGCAGAAAGAGUUUGACGAGGACAUGGAGGACAAGAGCGACAACGACAAGAUCAGAGAGGCGAUGCCCUUUGCUGUGGUGGGUAGCGACAAAGAAUAUCAAGUGAAUGGCAAGCGCGUUUUGGGGAGGAAGACCGCAUGGGGAGUUGUCGAAGUUGAAAACAUGAAUCACUGUGAGUUUGCCCAGCUGAGAGACUUCAUCAUCAGGUCUCACUUGCAAGAUCUGAAGGAGGUGACUCACAACAUUCACUACGAAACAUACCGUGCCAAGAGACUCCAUGAGAACGGAGGCCUGCACCCCGUCGACUCCCAGGAAAGCAACCUGUAAUCACUCAGCGUUCGUCGACAGAUACGCUCGACAUUAUAUGAUCAUGACCGGCAUCGCCGCAUGCUUGAAACACACGUAAAUGUGUACAUAUCAGUGUCAUUUAUUGGUAUUUUUUUAUAAACCCUCCUUGCUUGUCAAAGUAAGUUAAUAUUUGGGUGUGCCACCCAGCGUCUUGGUGCCAUGAUAUGAAAGACUGACACUGACUGGGAAGUGUUUGUAGGUUCGUCGAAGCAUAGGAUCUGUCUCAGUGAGAAUGCCGUUAUGUUUAGUCUGUAGGUUUUGUGACUGAUGGACGUAUAGGAUCUUUUCAUUACUUUUGUUUGGCAUAUACAUUCGAUCAGGUUCAAAAUUAUUAUUUUUUUCUAAAGAAGCUACAAUUGCACUUAAAUAUAUUUCAGUCAACUCAAUAGGAAGAGCUCAAACCUGUUAAGGUUGGGUAAAUCUUUAAUUAACUCCGACUAAUCGUGACGUCAUUAAAGUGCCAUACUACUUUCUACCGCUUAGUGGCAGCACUCUUCCACUGUAUCGCUCUGAACCAUCGCAAGAAAAUUCCGGUAGAAUAUUUGUUUUUUUGCCUACGGUCAUUAUUUAAAAUUUAGUCCAUAAUUAGCUGUUAUUAUGUGAUUCCAAACUACACGUAGAACACAGGAUUCCAACAACAUGCUAAGUCUAAAUGUCAUGGAAUUUCUGCUGUUGUUUACAAAUAUGACAAAACUUCAGGCACUUUUAUCAAUCAGGUUCGUUUUUUCAAAAGUCAUGGUUUUAUACAAACGUGCACAUUAGUGUGGUUUUUAUUUGAGAUAUGAGGUGUCUGAUGCAAUUUGAACGUGCUUGUGAUUUUGUUGCAGUCGGGUGAGAUGUAAAGAGCGUGUCACUUUUUUUCUGAUCUGUUCACUUUUUUGCAUGCUUGAAUCCAAAUUGUCUGUGUGCCUAACCAAUCACUGCUCUGUUACAUUGAUUAUUUCCAAAGGUUAAGUUAAAUACAAUCAUUGGAAUGAAACACUGCCGUCUGCAAACUAAAUAGGCAGCCCAUGAUUGAACAAAUCGCUCAUCCUUUCCAUUUGUAAUCGCUCACAACGUUUCGAAGUUGCUGUUAAUCGUUGAACGCAAUAUAAUUUGAAACAAUA